Molecule: messenger RNA, 812 nt
Organism: Morus notabilis
Lineage: Eukaryota; Viridiplantae; Streptophyta; Magnoliopsida; Rosales; Moraceae
Product: phosphatidyl-N-methylethanolamine N-methyltransferase
Exons: 2
Coding region: 35-529 (164 amino acids)
Biological process (GO): phosphatidylcholine biosynthetic process
Molecular function (GO): S-adenosylmethionine-dependent methyltransferase activity
Source: RefSeq, a predicted model, not a curated record
GUGAAGGAAAAUAGGCCAGAAAAAAACGGAGAAAAUGAGCGUAGCAGCAGCAAUUGGAGUGAUCUCACCGUUCCCCUUCUACUACUGGCUAUGGAAUCAUCCGCAAACAUGGGUGGACCUUUGUGGGAAAGGGCGGGACCCAUCGAAAGUGAUGGCCACGUUUUCUCAUUUCCUUAAGCUCAUUCAAUUACUCUCUCUCUUCUCGGUUUCUUCCUUCUUUUGGCCUCCACCUCUCUACUUUUGGCCUCUUAUUGCCUUUGGCCAAUUCCUAAACUUCAGGGUGUACCAAUUGCUAGGUGAAUCCGGGACUUACUAUGGAGUGCGGUUUGGGAAGAACAUUCCAUGGGUGACAGAAUUCCCAUUCGGGUUUAUAAAAGAUCCUCAGUACAUAGGAAGCAUCACGAGUUUAUUGGCUUGCCUAUCUUGGGUGCCUUUUCAAUACAUUCUCUUGUGGAUUCUGGGCUAUGUCUUCAUGAUACGUCUAGAAGCAAAGGAAGAUCCUGCUACUAGCGCCAAGCCGCUCUCUUGAUUCGUGUCUGCGGCUUGGAUUCGGUUUUCAUCCAUUACUCUUACGAAGGACGAACUAAGAAGAAAUUCUUCUAUGUUCCAAGUGACACUAGAUUUUUUUCAGUGUCUAGUUCAUUUGUGUUGUCGUUGUUGUUAGUACUAUGACAUUAGAGAUUUAAAUGCACUAAUUGCUGGUUUCUUUUGAGACGGUAUUUUUGUUUCCUUUGUUUCUUUAUUAGAUUAUGGCUUUAGCUUCUUUGAAAACUUGUAUGAGAAGACGGCCAAAAAACUGGCUUGAAGACUAG